Molecule: messenger RNA, 446 nt
Organism: Parasteatoda tepidariorum (common house spider)
Lineage: Eukaryota; Metazoa; Arthropoda; Arachnida; Araneae; Theridiidae
Source: RefSeq, a predicted model, not a curated record
CCUUUUUGAAGCAAUGCUAUUCAUAUCUAUUUUGAGAAGAUACUGACUCCCUUCACAAGCAAAAUGAAUAGUUUAUUUAAAGUCGUUGUUAUGAUUUUUGUUGUUGCUGUUCUUAGCAUAUCUUGCGAAGCUCAGCGUAGAAGCAAUAAUAUAGGUGGAUCUAACAGAGGGGGCAGAUAUCAAAAUGGUGGUAGAGGCUAUGGAAACCAAGCUGGAGGAUAUGGAGGCAACAGAAACCAAGCUGGAUAUGGAGGAUAUAGAAACCAAGCUGGUGGAUAUGGAGGCAAUAGAAAUCAAGCUAAUCAAGGAGGCAGCCAACCACAGAGUGGUGGUCAACAAGCUACCAACACAAACUACGGGUCAGGAAAUAUAAAUAACCAACAACGAAAUCAACAAUCUCAAAGUGGGAGUCAACGAAAUAGAAACGGAGGAUCUUAAUAAGAAAA